AUGUCUCCUUCGCCUAAGUUAGAGUCCUUGUGGCUCGACGAGCCUUCGACAAGGAAAAAAGAUAAGGUGCUGCGCUCACUUCAAUCCAAACGCGAUCUGCUGCUCCAGCUGUUUGAACUCGACGGAGAGUUCCCAAAAAAAGGUAAAAAGUCGACGUUGACCAUCUCGACACCAUUCGCAUUCACCCACACGUCACAUCUUAGUGAAAGAGAGUGCUUUGGACUGGAAAAGGCGUUCAGAGAGGAAGACUUGGACUUCAUUCCAUCUAUUCUGAAAACGGAAUUGCCAACCUCUGGUAAUGCACGUCGGCCUGUUUCCUCCUUUAGAACCUCACCAACUGCUGCAAGCCCUAUAAUAUCGGAAUCAAGGCCUGUGUCCAGACAUUACAGAGUGAACUCCACCUCCUCCACCUCCCAGCUCUUCAGCAGAGCCAACUCCACCUUCACAAGAUCUACGUCUAUCUCUACCCUAAGCUCGCUCAACCCAUCGAUCCAGGAAAGUCCUGUCAGAACUCUCAGACCUCCUGACAGACUCCCUUCCAUUCCACAGGAGAAUUCAGAACAAGAGGUCGUCAAGUCGCUGGAAAACACACCUGAGAACUGGCUUUCUCUUUCUGUGAACACUGAGCGCAAUCACGAACUGUUCGAGCCAGUCUCGGAAGAACCUGAAGACAUUCGUCUUCGUAAAUUCGAGUUUCCUUCCUUCUUGAUGGAUACCCCCACCGACACAACCCCAACCGAUCCCCCACACAUUCGCAAAGUUCCAUCGAUCGGAUCCCCCAUCCACUCUCGCGACUCUUCGUUCACCUUUGAACUGUUCCACCCUCUUGAUCAUGCAGGAUCAGGAUCUCCUGCUAACAAGCUCGAGCUUCUACCAUCCCCUGUGGACUCUCAAGACGUGAACGAGAUCUCUGAUAACGAAGACACUCUGAUCUCGUUGAACGCAGCAAACGUGAGCAGGCUCUCCAGAUUGAGCAUGGCCACCGAUCAUGAUUUCACCGAAAACUUCUCAAAGACACUCAGCCAACUUCGUUUACCAGACAUCCUGGACGAAGAAUCUAUAGAUGAAUUAUGA
Molecule: messenger RNA, 1074 nt
Organism: Ogataea philodendri
Lineage: Eukaryota; Fungi; Ascomycota; Pichiomycetes; Pichiales; Pichiaceae
Exons: 1
Coding region: 1-1074 (357 amino acids)
Source: RefSeq, a predicted model, not a curated record